Adineta steineri is the source of this 374-nucleotide messenger RNA. The record is from the annotation of a GenBank genome assembly. Lineage: Eukaryota; Metazoa; Rotifera; Eurotatoria; Adinetida; Adinetidae.
UUUAUCUUGCUUUUGAAUCACAAACAUGUACAGAUUAUAUAACAGAGAAAUUUUGGCGGACACUUUCUGUGGGUGCUAUACCAAUUGUUAGCGGACCAAAACGAGAAAAUUUUGCACGUAUUGUUCCACCUCAAUCGUUUAUUCAUGUUGAUGAUUAUACAUCAGAUAAAGAUUUAGCUGAUGCAUUGAAUUUAAUUGGUAAAAAUCGAACGCUAUAUGGAAAAUAUCAUGCAUGGAGACAAUAUUAUGAUGUUUAUUAUGAAGCAAAAGAUGUUGAUCCAUAUAGAUUUUGUGAAUUAUGUUAUCGAUUAAAUACGAAUAAACAACGUAUUUGGUAUGAAAAUAUUAAUGAAUGGUUUUUGGAGAAAUGUUAA